Cebus imitator (Panamanian white-faced capuchin) is the source of this 2376-nucleotide messenger RNA. Its product is annotated as interferon-induced transmembrane protein 3-like. The transcript has a single exon. The record is from RefSeq and is a predicted model, not a curated record. Gene Ontology annotation, cellular component: plasma membrane. Gene Ontology annotation, biological process: host-mediated suppression of symbiont invasion; negative regulation of viral genome replication; type I interferon-mediated signaling pathway. The coding region runs from base 677 to 1078 and encodes 133 amino acids. NCBI's taxonomy places the organism in Eukaryota, Metazoa, Chordata, Mammalia, Primates, Cebidae.
CUGCCUGAGUGACAGAGUGAGGCUCUGUCUCUUUAAAGAAAAAAACAAAAAAGAAAACAAAACAAAAUCAAAAUGAAAUUGGCAAGACUCUACAUCUUUGCCUUACUACGUUAUGAGGAAAACAAUUUGUUCCUUUAUCAUGAGUUAAAACUACUAUAGGCUUUUUGUGGAUACUCUUUAUCAAACUGAGGAAGUUUCCACAUAUUCCUAGUUUGUUCAGAGUUAAAUAUACACUAAAUUUUGCCAAAUGCUUUUUCUGCACCAGUUGAAAUAGUCAUAUAAUUUUAUCCUUUAUUCUGCUAAUAUGGAAAAUUACACUGACUAACUUUUGUAUGUUAAACCUUCUUGGCAUUCCUGGAAUAAUUUACUUGUUAUAUAUUUCUGAAUUUAGCCAAAUUUUGUGAAAGGUGCUAGUCUGUUAUUUUCUUUGUCUGGUUUUGAUAUCAUCGAAUGCUGGCCUCAUGAAAAACAUAUCUGGGACACGUUUCCUCCUCACUUGUUUUCUGAAUAAAUUUUGUACACUGUUAAUAUUAUUUCUUCCUCAAUCUGUAACAUUUGAGUGAUGCCACCUGAUCAGGGUGAUAUGGUUUGAAUAUUUCUCCCCUUCAAAUCUCAUGUUGAGGCCGUCUCAGAACCAUCCCAGCAACCCGACCAUAGCUGGUCUUCCCUGGACACCAUGAACCACACUGUCCAAACCUUCUUCACUCCCUCCAACACUGACCAUCCCCCCAGCUAUGAGAUGCUGAGGGAGGAGCAUGAGGUGGCUGCACUAGGGGUGCCCCAUAACCUGGCUUCUCCAACAUCCACUGUGAUCCACAUCCUCAGUGAGACCUCCAUGCUCGACCAUGUGGUCUGGUCCCUGUUCAACACCCUCUUCAUGAACUCCUGCUGCCUGGGCUUCACAGUGUUCGCCUACUCCGUGAAGUCUAGGGACAGGAAGAUAGUUGGCGGCCUGACUGGGGCCCAGGCCUAUGCCUCCACUGCCAAGUAUCUGAACGUCUGGGCCCUGAUUUUGGGCAUCAUCAUGAGCCUUCUGCUGAUCAUCAUCCCAGUACUGAUCUUGCAAGUCUAUCAAUAGAUGAGAGGAAUCAUCCAAGCGGGGCUCUGCCCGUGACCUGUUUCCCAUGUACUCCACCUUCCAUUCCUCACCCUGCCCCCGAGCCGAGUCCUGCAUCAGCCCUUUAUCCUCACACACUCUUCUAAGAUGGUGUUCAAUAAAGCGUACAUGUUCCUGGAAAAUAAAAUCUCAUGUUGAAAUGCGAUGACGCCCAGUGUUGGAGGUCGGGGCCUGGCGAGAGGUAUUUGGGUCGUGAAGGCGGAUGCUGCAUGAAUGGCCUGGUGCCCUCCCCAUGGUAAUGGGUGAGUUUCUAGCUCUAUUAGUUCCCACAAGAACUGGUUGUUUAAAAAAGAACAUGGCACUUCCUUUUACUCUGCCUCCCUCUUUCUCCAUGUGGCACACCUGCUCCUGACUAUAAGCUUCAUGAGGCCUCACCAGAAGUGGAUGCUGGCACCGUCCUUCUUAUACCGCCUGUACCCUGAGCCCAAACAUCUUUUCUCUGUAAAUUUACCAACCUCAGGCAUUCCUUUACAGCAAUACAAAACUGACUAACACACAUGGAAUUUGGGGGAAUUACAAAUUCAGUUUCUUUAACACUGUUAGGACCACGCAGAUUCUAUUUUAUUCUGGUGCAGAUUUGGUAAUUUUUAUCUUUAAAUAAAUUUGUACAUUUCCUCUAGGUUAUUGAAUCUAUUGGCAUAAAGUUGCUAACAGUAGCCCCUUAUUCUUUUAAUGUUUGCAGUAUCUGUGAUUGAGGGACUGUAUUAAAGGAAAAAAACUUGUCUUCCCAGGUCCACAAGGGGUGUGGUUUCAAAGGCAAAAACUCCCCCCAUGCCUCCAUCCACCUCCCAAUCCGGGAGCCUAGAGUUCUUUGUCUAACUUUCCCGCAGCUAAGUAAAAUUUCAGGUGUGCUCCUUCGUUUAAAAAAGCACUCGAAAAGCUCUGGAAAGGCCACAGUUCUGGGCGGGACAGCCAAUCCGGCAUCAGAGUCGAAAAUAAAACAGUCCAGAGGAAGUUUGAAAGAACUCCUCUCAUUGGACAAGAACAUGAAUGGGGUGGGAAUAACUUCAAAGUUAAAACUCCUCUGCACCUUACCUGCACGGAUUUCCCUCUCUGAGAUCCCCUCCCACAGCAGCACGGGAGCGCUCUCUACCCAUCUCUGCCUAAUAAAUCGCUUUCUGCUAAACUCUUUGGGUAUGAUAUUUACUUAAAUGGUAAGCUCACUGGGCUGCCAGGGCUCUUUCUCCCAUUCUUUUUUUGUUGUUUUUGAGACGGAGUCUUGCUCUGUCGCCAUGCUGGAGUGCAGUGGCGCAAUCUCG